GUUGUAGUUGAUGAUCCCUGGGAAGCCUUGCUCAGGAGAACAGCAAACUGCUUCCUCAGUGGUGCAGCAGGUGGCAGGUAGUCCUGGACCCUGGCUGUGCCUCCCCAGAGCGCUGAGGGCUCCACUUCGCACUGUGGCCCGCGUGCCCCUGCCAUCAGCAAGACCUCAGGUGCUGGCCCCCUGCCACAACUCAGGGAGAGGGCAGCAUGAGCUGGUCCAGGCAUGUAGGUAAGAUUCGGAAACGCCUGGAAGAUGUCAAGAGCCAGUGGGUCCGGCCGGCCAGGGCUGACUUCAGCGACAAUGAGAGUGCCCGGCUGGCAACAGAUGCCCUUUUGGAUGGGGGUCCCGAGGCCUACUGGCAGGUGCUCAGCCAGGAAGGUGAGGUGGACUUCUUGUCCUCAGUGGAGGCCCAGUAUAUCCAGGCCCAGGCCAAGGAGCCCCCCUCUGCUCCAGAGCCUCUGGGAGGGGCCGAGGCCGGCCCCAGGGGACACGACGCCUGCUCCCUACAGUCUGGGACCUAUUUCCCCAUGGCCUCCGAGGGCAGUGAGCCGACCCUGCUGCACACCUGGGCCUUGGCCGAGAAGCCCUACCUGAAGGACAGGUCCAGUGCCACCGUGUACUUCCAGAUGGACAAGCACAACAACAUCCGGGACCUCAUCCGCCGCUGCAUCACGCGGACCAGCCAGGUCCUGGCCAUCCUGAUGGAUGUGUUCACGGAUGUGGAGAUCUUCUGUGACAUUCUGGAGGCAGCCAGCAAGCGCCGGGUGUUCGUCUGUGUGCUCCUGGACCAGGGAGGUGUGAAGCUCUUCCAGGAGAUGUGUGACAAAGUGCAGAUCUCUGACAGCCACCUCAAGAACAUUUCUAUCCGGAGCGUGGAAGGAGAGGUGUACUGUGCCAAAUCAGGCAGGAAGUUCACCGGCCAGAUCCAGGAGAAGUUCAUCAUCUCAGACUGGAGAUAUGUCCUGUCUGGAUCAUACAGCUUCACCUGGCUCUGCGGACACGUCCACCGGAACAUCCUCUCCAAGUUCACAGGCCAAGCGGUGGAGCUGUUCGACGAGGAGUUCCGCCACCUCUACGCCUCCUCCAAACCUGUGAUGGGCCUCAAGUCGCCCAGGCUGGUCGCACCCCUCCAGCCCGGAGCUGGCCCCAGCGCCCCCUGCCUCAGUGGCAGCAGCUGCUCCGCUAGUGGCAGCACAGACUCCAACCCCUUCAGCAGCCCGUCACCAAGCAGCAACCCACAGAACCAGAGUCUGUCUGCAUCCUCAGGGCCCAGCAGCCCCCUGGCCCCAAACCCACUUCCACCCACCAGGUUCCAGCCCCACUGUGGUCCUCUGGGGGCCCCGACCCCACAGGCCCACUUCUCCCCGAGGCCCCAUGAUGGCUCACCCGCUCUCUACAGCAUUCUCAAUGCCUACAGGCCCACGCGGCUGCAGCUCGAGCAGCUUGGCCUGGUGCCCAGGGCAGCCCACAUCUGGAGGCCCUUUCUACAGGCCUCUCCUUAUUUCUGAAGGGUCCCUUCUACCAGCUACCCUCCCCAGGGCCAGGGCUGGCCAUUCCUGGGUUUUCUGGCUCAAGAACCCCACCUCAGUGACUAUCAGCUUUGAACCUGCUGAACUAAAGGCACUCGGACAGACAUCACUGCCUAUGUGUGACUGUUCCCAGGCCUGUGACCAUUUACCUGCUGGCCCCUACGAGUCCCAAGAUCCUCUCUAGUGUGGCCUAUGUAGCACAUUCCAAAAGGUUCCAGAGAGGUGGAAGACAGGGAGCUAGAGGGCAAAAUAAUGAAAAUAGGGAUCCUUUUUUCCAAAGAGCAGCCAGCACUGUAAUAUUAACAUUGUCUGAAUCUCUGUAAGGGGCAGAUACAGCCCAACUUUUAUGUAUGGGUAAAUCGAGGCACUGAGAGGCAGGGGUGGGUGCCAUCAAGAUACUCCUGUUUCCCAGUGCCCAGGAAUGGUUUACUCCCCAGAGAUUCAGGAGAGAAAGAUUUAGGAGAAAAUAUGGGAACAUUCUGGAUGUUCCUGGGAGAGGUGGGGAAGGUGUGAUACUAGGGUAUCCUUGAGCCUCAUGAGUUCAGGAUGAGGCCCAGAACCUCCACUGCACCUUGUUGGGACUGGCUGAAACUGAAGCACCAGGGAUGGGCAAGCUGGGGCAUUAGGGGAUGGAACUGGGCAAGGGAGUUCAGCAGUGCGAGUGUUGGCUCCCAAGAGCCUUGGGGUGGCCUGGAGGUCCCUGGAGUCUAGGCUGAGUCGCAGGGGCUUCAGUCGUCAGGAUCUGGGAAUGGCCCUGCCGCAGAGCCCAGGGCAGCCAGAGCAGCCAGGGAAGGUUGGGCAUUGACCCUGCAGGCCCCGGUGUCUCCGUCUGACUUUGUCGGCCUCCCGAAGCACAGGGCUGAGCACUCACAGGCCCCAUCAAUGAUUCUCAGAUUCACAGCGUACCUUCUCUGUUCCUGGGGUGCUGCUAAAUCCUGAGGGCAGAGCUAGCUGUGUAUACAGAAGAAUAUGAGAUGCUUAGGGGGCACAGAGGGGGGCCAGCCAGCCCAGCUUGGGGAGGUUGGGCAACACUUCCCAGAGAAGCGACAGUUAACCUGCGACCUAAAGAACAGUGGUGGUACAGCUGCGGGGAGGGUGUGAUCCCUGCUGUCCCGGCCGGAGAGCAAAGCAGGCGCAGAGCCCCAUACGCACCUUCCCAUUUCCGUGCCCUUCCCGGCCAGCUCACCUCAGCAAACGUCUUGCUGUGGCCCACUCCCAGCCCAGAAGCUUUGCCUUGGCCGGGAACAGCUGAGAGGACAGAGCCCUGCGCCCGCUGCGCUCUGAAUCCUGACACAUGUGGCCGUCCAAGUCCCACUCUGCAGACUGUCCGCCUCCCCUCAGCCUGUCCCUGAUUGUGUCUGUCCAAUACACCUGACAAAGGCAGAGGCAUUUUUGCUUCUGUUUUCUUUUAAAUUGUAUUCCUGUCCUCACUUCACUUUUUCCUCCUUAGUUCCUGAAAGUUCAAGAACAAAAGCUCUUUGGUUCCUGAAAGUUUUUAACCCCCAGUCCUGAUGCUGCUGUUCUCCGACUGACCGCCGUGACGAGCUUAGAAGGACCAGGCUCUGCAGAGCGUCCUAAAUAGGACUUCACAGUCUGCCGAGAAAGCUUCAGGAAGGCAAGGCUGGUUGGGUGCCAGGGAGUCUGCAGGCCUGCUCUGCCUCUGCCUGCAUCUGGCCCAGUCAGGGUGCAGAGCGCAGGCCUGGCAGCCCAAACAAGCCCUCCUGCUCCCCGUCGCUCUCAGCCAGCCAGUCUCCCCUCUGCGGUCACCUUAGGGUCCACAAACACUGCUGGUCCCCACAGGGCCCCAUGUCACGUGAAAGGCCUACAAGCUGGGAGGUUGGGUUGGUUCGCUUUGACUAGUGGGAUGUGAUAGAAGUGUCGUGGCCCCUCCAGGCAGGAGCUCUGGGAGCCUGAGAGCUGCUGGCCGCAUGGGAGCACAUCUCCAGGUGGAGUGCCUCUGCUGGCCCAGGGUCCUACAAGACUGGUGAGCAGACCUCCCACUGCCACCCCACCGACCCCAAGUGGAUAAGUAAUGUGAGUGAGAAAUAAACCUUUGUUGUAUAAGCCACUGA
Molecule: messenger RNA, 3601 nt
Organism: Manis pentadactyla (Chinese pangolin)
Lineage: Eukaryota; Metazoa; Chordata; Mammalia; Pholidota; Manidae
Gene: SACK1A
Product: family with sequence similarity 83 member A
Exons: 4
Coding region: 207-1508 (433 amino acids)
Biological process (GO): epidermal growth factor receptor signaling pathway
Source: RefSeq, a predicted model, not a curated record